AUGAACCAGGCACAGUUAACUAACUCGAACGUCCCCCCUUUGUUGCCUCCAAACUUACCUGACUCAUACCGCCCUGCCAUUCCUCAAGCCCGUCGACCCAGGGCGUCUUCAGCGAAGCCUUCGAAGAACUUAUGGCGCAACGCUCGAGCAAUUGGUGAUGUUGUGUACAUCUUCGUUGCUUGGCUGGUCUUUACUGUCCUUUACAUGUUCUUCAUAUACUAUGUUCUUAUCGAGGGCAAGGUGCAAGUCGGUGCUGUCUUCUUCGGCGCUUCCACCACUAACUUGUUGGUUUCUAUCUUCUCACAAAUAUUCGUCGUUCUUGCGGCUAUGACAAUGCAUGGGCUUCUUACCACCCUGCGGUUGGUGCUCAAGGACACAUCUUUAGUCACUUUCUUCGGCAUCGGCUCUUCCUCUGGGUGGUCCUCUGUCCUGAAACUUCUUGCCGCGGGUUGGUUCCCCAAAUUUUGGUGUAACUUUACGUCCGUCCUUUUGGGCGAAGGCUCGUUGCUGGUGGUAAUACUUGGGAUUCCUAUCGUGGGUCUUGCUUUCGGAUCCAUGUUGAAAUACCGUGCAACAUUUGAGUAUUAUUUCGUUCCGGGGCAUACCAAAGUUCCUGUAUUCGCUGGUCUUAUUCCCCUCGACAACCGGGUCCUUGACAUUGUUCCGCCGGCCGUUCUUUGUUUGUACAUAGAAGGAUGGACCUCCAGUCUGUUGACGAACAACAAAUAUGCCACCAGUUUCCCUAUGGAUGGUUGCGGCACCGGUUGUAGGUCCCUGGUUCUCCCAGGAGGAAUCGAGCUGGCUCGUCAAGUGGGCCCAUCGCUCAAUCUCUCAAUGUUCGAGGGAGGCCUCCUUGACAGUGCGGAGACGAUCAGAAUCAACAAUGCCCCGGGAAUUGUUACAACUUACCGAAAUGCCAGCGACAUCACCUUCGACCCAGUGGGAGAUUGUCUUUAUGCAGGGCAGGCAAUCAAUGACACCUUGCAGAUGUGCAUUCGCCAAGUCGGCCAGUCCAUAGCUGUUGGGUGGGCUGGGUGUCCUCAAGAACUAUACAGCACCAACAGCUGUAACACCAACCGCACUUGGACAACAGCCCCGUUGAAAUGGGCCACUGUCAUGGCCACGUACAAGCAAUUCGCAACAACCGCCUACAACAGACAGAACUUUUCCAUUAUAGACGUGCGUCCGACUGCCGACCUGGAGCGAAUGCCAGUGAAUGCAUCAGACUACAUGGCCAUCUUCAAGAAGAUAAUGAUCCCGACCAGCGCCGCCACAGACCCCGACAGAGCAGCCAUCGACUCCCUGAUCUACACGCUAACUUGGCUCCACCGGACCUACAGAGGCUCCUUCCCCGACGACCAGAACAGCCUUGUCACCAACCUACACAACUUCCUCGCCAUCCCCUUACAGUUCACCGUCACGGCCGUCCAGUUCGCCAACUACACCGUCGUUAACGGGACGUUCCCUUUACCCGAAGACACUGCAACCAUCGCCACGGACGGCUGGUCCAAGUCUCGCCUAGCCAUCCAGCCGUGGACGGAUUGGCUCUUCAUCGUCGCUGCCGCGGCGAUGCUCCUGGCGGUCAUGGCCGGCAUCCUAUGGAUCCUAGGGGAGGCCCCACUUGCGCCCGCGACAGGCAUCAGGGACUUCGAUACCCUUCGGCUUGCUGGCAGAAUUAAAGUCAAGAAAGAGAGACGCAGAGAUGGUGAGAGGGAGGAUGCGAUAACGCUCAUAGACUUCGCAAGAGUUACGGACAUAGACUCCGCGUGGGGUUUGGCUAAGGAGAUGCGGGGUUGGAAGGUCGUUGCGAAUGAUGUGGAAGAGCCCUAA
Hyaloscypha bicolor E is the source of this 1830-nucleotide messenger RNA. RefSeq lists its product as uncharacterized. The record is from RefSeq and is a predicted model, not a curated record. NCBI's taxonomy places the organism in Eukaryota, Fungi, Ascomycota, Leotiomycetes, Helotiales, Hyaloscyphaceae. Bases 1 to 1830 code for a protein of 609 amino acids. The transcript is spliced from 3 exons.